AUGGAGAUGUGGAAACGGUGUGCCCGCUGGCUCAUCGAAUGUCGCGUGCUGCCGGCCAGCCACCGGGUCACCUGGGAGGGUGCUCAGGUGUGCGAGCUGGCCCAGGCGCUGCGGGAUGGCGUCUUGCUCUGCCAGCUGCUCAACAACCUGCUCCCCCAUGCCAUCAACCUGCGAGAGGUCAACCUGCGCCCCCAGAUGUCCCAGUUCCUGUGCCUGAAGAACAUUCGGACUUUCUUGUCCACCUGCUGUGAGAAAUUUGGCCUCAAGCGGAGCGAACUCUUCGAGGCUUUUGAUCUUUUCGAUGUUCAGGAUUUUGGGAAGGUCGUCAAAACCUUGUCUGCUCUGUCUCGGACCCCCAUCGCCCUUCGCAAGGGGAUCACACCCUUUUCGGACGAGGAUGAGGCUGACGAUGACAUCUACAGCGGCCUGUCUGACCAGAUUGAUGACACGGUGGAGGAGGAUGAGGACCUGUACGACUGCGUGGAGAACGAGGAGGCGGAGGGCGACGAGAUCUACGAGGACCUCAUGCGCAGCGACCCGGUGCCGCAGAUGCCCAAGAUGACCGAGUAUGACAAGCGCUGCUGCUGCCUGCGGGAAAUCCAGCAGACCGAGGAGAAGUACCGAGACACGCUCAGCUCCAUCCAGCAGCACUUCCUAAAGCCCUUGCAAAGAUUCCUCAAACCUCAAGACAUCGAGACCAUCUUUAUUAACAUAGAGGACUUGCUUCGGGUACACAACAACUUUAUCAAGGAGCUGAAGGAUGCGCUGGCCACACCAGGUGCUCCCAAUCUCUUCCAGGUCUUCAUUAAAUACAAGGAGAGGUUCCUGGUCUACGGUCGCUAUUGCAGCCAGGUGGAGUCAGCCAGCAAGUACCUGGACCAAGUGGCCAAUGCCCGGGAGGAUGUGCAGAUGAAGCUGGAGGAAUGUUCGCAGCGGGCCAACAAUGGACGGUUCACCCUGCGGGAUCUGCUGAUGGUCCCUAUGCAGCGUGUGCUCAAGUACCACCUUCUGCUGCAGGAGCUGGUGAAACACACGCAGGACUCCACGGAGAAGGAGAACUUGCGGCAGGCGCUGGAUGCCAUGCGGGACCUGGCACAGUGCGUGAAUGAGGUCAAGCGGGACAACGAGACGCUGCGGCAGAUCACCAACUUCCAGCUGUCCAUUGAGAACCUGGACCAGUCUCUGGCCAACUACGGGCGCCCCAAAAUUGACGGGGAACUCAAGAUUGUCUCAGCAGAGCGGCGCUCCAAGUUGGACAGGUACGCCUUCCUGCUGGACAAAGCCUUGCUCAUAUGUAAGCGCCGGGGAGACUCUUACGACCUCAAGAACUUAGUGAACCUCCACACCUUCCAGGUUCGCGAUGACUCCUCUGCAGAGCGUGAUAACAAGAAGUGGACCCACAUGUUUUUACUGAUCGAAGACCAAGGUGUCCAGGGCUAUGAGCUCUUCUUCAAGACGCGGGAGCUGAAGAAGAAGUGGAUGGAGCAAUUCGAGAUGGCCAUCUCCAACAUGUACCCUGACAAUGCUGCAGCCAAUGGGCAUGACUUCCAGAUGUUCUCAUUUGAGGAAACCACGACCUGCAGAGCUUGCCAGAUGCUGCUCAGAGGAACUUUUUAUCAAGGUUAUCGGUGUCACCGUUGCCGGGCUCCUGCACACAAGGAGUGUCUGGGGAGGGUCCCUCCAUGUGGCCGACAUGGACAAGAUUUUUCAGGAACUAUGAAAAAGGCUCAUCAUCGCCGGCAGCAGGACAAGGAGAAGAAUAAACUGGGCCUGCCCAAGAUGGAGGUGUGUGCUGAAUAUUAUGGGUUGCCUCCACCGCCUGGAGCCUUUGGGCCCUUCCUCCGUCUCAGCCCCGGAGAUAUCGUGGAACUCACUAAAGCAGAGGCGGAACAGAACUGGUGGGAGGGCAGGAACACGGCUACCAACGACGUUGGCUGGUUUCCUUGCAACAAGGUCAAGCCCUACGUGUAUGGCCCCCCUCAAGACCUGUCUGUUUUUCUCUGGUAUGCCGGCCCCAUGGAGCGUGCAGAGGCAGAAAGCAUCCUCACCAAUCGCUCAGAUGGGACAUUCUUGGUGCGACAGAGGGUGAAGGAUGCGGCUGAAUUUGCCAUCAGCAUUAAAUAUAAUGUUGAGGUCAAACACAUUAAAAUCAUGACAGCGGAAGGACUGUACCGGAUUACAGACAAGAAGGCAUUUCGAGGACUUAUGGAGCUGGUGGAGUUUUACCAGCAGAACUCCCUAAAGGACUGUUUCAAGUCCCUGGACACCUCCUUACAGUAUCCCUUCAAGGAACCCGAGAGGAGAAACAUCAGCAGGCCAACAGCUGGCAGCACGAAAUACUUUGGAACUGCCAAGGCCCGCUAUGACUUCUGUGCCCGGGACCGCUCGGAGUUGUCGCUCAAGGAGGGAGAUAUUAUCAGGAUCCUUAACAAGAGGGGCCAGCAGGGCUGGUGGCGUGGCGAGAUCUACGGGCGGAUCGGCUGGUUCCCCGCCAACUACGUGGAAGAAGAUUAUUCUGAAUACUGCUGA
Messenger RNA from Suncus etruscus (white-toothed pygmy shrew), 2529 nucleotides. It is a transcript of the gene VAV1, whose product is annotated as vav guanine nucleotide exchange factor 1. The transcript is spliced from 27 exons. Gene Ontology annotation, cellular component: cytoplasm. Gene Ontology annotation, biological process: regulation of GTPase activity; intracellular signal transduction; cell migration. Gene Ontology annotation, molecular function: protein binding; guanyl-nucleotide exchange factor activity. The record is from RefSeq and is a predicted model, not a curated record. Bases 1 to 2529 code for a protein of 842 amino acids. Lineage: Eukaryota; Metazoa; Chordata; Mammalia; Eulipotyphla; Soricidae.